UUUUUUUUUUUUACCCUUUGUGCUUUUUUUUAGACCCUGAUUCAAGAUGGGCGAUGGCGCAGUUUAUAGACCGGAUGCAUAUGCGACAAAAGCAUGAGGGCUGGCGAGUCUGUUUCAAAUCUUCUAUUGUUGGAUUGGUUUCUAUUGGCAUUAUUAGCAUGGGCAUCGUUGGGCAUCUAUGACUUCAUGCAUUGGGGAGGCUGUUUGUGUUUGUCAUUUCACAUUUGUUUGGUUACUGCGCUUAUUAUAUCCCAACUCUUCAAGAGUCCGAUAAGAGAACUCCGUUCCUAGGAAAUUGAAGUGGAAAUGAGAAACAUCUCCACAACACAAUCCAAAGAUUUCGAGGCAAAUCAAAGACAG
Aspergillus uvarum CBS 121591 is the source of this 360-nucleotide messenger RNA. RefSeq lists its product as uncharacterized. The transcript has a single exon. Bases 94 to 291 code for a protein of 65 amino acids. NCBI's taxonomy places the organism in Eukaryota, Fungi, Ascomycota, Eurotiomycetes, Eurotiales, Aspergillaceae. The record is from RefSeq and is a predicted model, not a curated record.